AUGCACCGAUCGAGGCCGAAGCGGAUGGAGCGAUGUCGGGACAUAGCGAUGUCGGGAUGGAGCGAUGUCGCGGGAUCCCGUUACGGCUUCUUCGGAUCGACGGCAGCCGUUCUCGUUCGGACGAUCGAGGAAUUCCCCUCCGUCUUCCAUUUGGGCGGGAUGCUGGUGAACUGGCUGAUGGGCGGGAACGAGAAGGAGGAGGGGAAGGUGGGGAAGGUGGGGGAGGUGGAGGGGAAGGCGGAGGGGAAGGUGAGGGAGGUGGCGAUGGCGACGGCGGCCCGGCUCCUCGCCGCGGGGGUCAUCCACCGGUUCCCCGAGGAGGAGGCGCAGGGCCCGGUGCCCUUUCGGUUGGACGAGCUGUACGGGUGGGCGUACAGGCUGGGAUUCGAGCAGCCGGCGAUGAGUCCGGGGCGGUUGUCGCUCGAUAUGGUGUGGCCGCACGAGAAGGAGAGGGAUGUGUCGAGUGCGUCUAGCGCUACGCUCGUCAAUGGGAAGGGUGAGGGGUCGGGGUUGCACAUAUUGGAUGCGGAGGGUGGAGAGAUUCUGCAGGCGGUGAAGGGGUGGUGGAGGUUGGAUCAGGGCAGCGAAGCGGAACCCGGUCAGAAGGUGCCUCUCACCGUCAAGAGUCUGCAGGAGGAGCUCAUGAGGCUCAAGAAGGAGAACGCGGCUCUCCAGGAGGAGAUGGAGAGGUGCAAGACCCUCUUGGGUCUGCAGGUGAGGCGGUUCGAACGUCGGUUCGAACGUUCCCUGUAG
Molecule: messenger RNA, 753 nt
Organism: Darwinula stevensoni
Lineage: Eukaryota; Metazoa; Arthropoda; Ostracoda; Podocopida; Darwinulidae
Source: the annotation of a GenBank genome assembly